Molecule: messenger RNA, 4428 nt
Organism: Manacus vitellinus (golden-collared manakin)
Lineage: Eukaryota; Metazoa; Chordata; Aves; Passeriformes; Pipridae
Gene: USP28
Product: ubiquitin specific peptidase 28
Exons: 25
Coding region: 112-3423 (1103 amino acids)
Biological process (GO): protein deubiquitination; regulation of protein stability; DNA damage checkpoint signaling
Cellular component (GO): nucleus; cytosol
Molecular function (GO): cysteine-type endopeptidase activity; protein binding; cysteine-type deubiquitinase activity
Source: RefSeq, a predicted model, not a curated record
ACCUGGCCACGAGGCUGUGUCAGUGCUCAGGGAGCUGCAGCCGGACCGUCCCGAAUUGACACAGGGGUCUGCGCUGUUCCGUAGCAUCUCUGUGCUCUCAGGACCCGAGAGAUGCGUGUCAGAGAGGAUUGCCAGAUGCUCUUAAACCAGAUGAAAGAGAUCACAGAAAUCCAGGAUUCAGCACUCCUGCUCGCAGCUCUUAAGGCUGCUAAUGGAGACCUGAUGGAAGCAGUCACCUUCCUGACAGAGGAGCAUGCUCAGGAGCCGGCGCAGGACGUGGCUGCUGCAGAGCCGUCUGCCUGGGAAGGGAGCGCGGUGGGCAAACAGCUCCCACAGGAUGUUAGUGCUGCGCCUGCCCCUCUCAACCAAGACAACCUUCACACAGCCAACACCGUCAGACCCCUGGAAUCACCAAAAGCUCCAGCUGCAGAAAGGGAUGCAGCCGAAAGACCACAGGACACGCAUUCCGCUGAAAACAAAAACCGCUCCAAAAGGAAACGCUGUGAAGUCUGGGGAGAGAACUCCAAGCAGAAUGACUGGAGAAGAGCGGAUGACUGGCCUGUUGGAAUGAAAAAUAUAGGAAAUACAUGUUGGUUUAGUGCUGUUAUACAGUCUCUGUUUCAGUUGCCAGAAUUCCGGAGGCUGGUCCUGGGGUACUCCCUCUCACAGAAAGUGCUUGAAAGUUGUCGUAGUCACACUGGAAAAAGAAAUAUCGCAUUCAUGCAAGAACUUCAGAGUCUGUUUGCAUUAAUGCUGGGGACACGGCGUAAGUUCGUAGACCCUUCUGCAGCACUGGAACUCUUGAGGGAUGUGUUUAGAUCUGCUGAAGAACCGCAGCAAGAUGUGAGUGAAUUUACGCACAAACUACUGGACUGGCUGGAGGAUGCAUUCCAGCUCACUGUGAAUGUCACGAGCCCUGGGGACAAAUCUAAAAACCCAAUGGUGCAGCUCUUCUAUGGGACUUUCCUGACUGAGGGUGUCCACGAAGGCAACACUUUUUCCAAGAUUGAGACCUUUGGUCAGUAUCCCCUUCAGGUAAAUGGUUAUCGGAACUUGAGUGAGUGCCUGGAAGGAGCCAUGGUGGAGGGAGAGAUGGAUGAGACGACAGCAUCUCAAUCAGUGAAGUAUGGACAAGAGCGCUGGUUUACAAAACUCCCACCAGUUCUGACCUUUGAACUCUCCCGAUUUGAGUUCAAUCAGUCACUAGGACAGCCAGAGAAAAUUCACACCAAGCUAGAGUUUCCCCAGACUAUUUAUAUGGACAGGUACCUCUACUGCAAUAAAGAGCUUAUUCAGAUGAAGAGAGAAGAAAUGAAGAGAUUGAAGGAGAAAAUGGUGAUUCUGCAACAGAAACUAGAAAGGUACAUGGAAUAUGGCUCUGGCCCAGCCCGCUUUCCACUGCCUGACAUGCUGCAGUAUAUGCUCGAGUUCAUCACUACAAAGCCAGCUGUGGCUGUUCCCUCUGCUCAGGGCUCUCAGACAACACUCCUGCACUCCCAAGCCGAGCCUCGUGUUUUGGACGUGCUUUCACAGCCCAAUGGCAUGUUAGAAAGGACGGAUACUAGUACUGAAGAUGGAGCUUUCUUUUUGGCAAAUUCUUCACCACAGCAAAACUCCAACAUGGAGCUCCAGUCUUCUGUUCCACCAGCAGAAUUGUCUGAACAUCCAGCUCCCCACGUGGUCUCUGAGGAGGAGCUGAACCUGGUUCGGACAUGUCUGCAGAGAUGGAGAAACGAGAUCAAACAAGAUGUGCAAGAUCUGAAGGAGUCUAUUGCCAGAACCAACCUGUCCAUCGAACAAAUGUACCUUGACCCUCUCCUACGACAGGUUCCCUAUCGUUUGCAUGCAGUCCUGGUCCACGAAGGGCAAGCCAAUGCUGGGCAUUACUGGGCCUUCAUAUACAACCAGCCUCGGAAGAAGUGGCUCAAAUACAACGACAUCUCGGUGACAGAGUCAUCGUGGGAAGAGCUGGAGCGAGAGUCGUUUGGAGGCCUGAGGAACACCAGUGCCUACUGCCUGAUGUACAUCAGUGACCAGGUGUCCUGUGUUGGUGCAGAUGAGGAUGAGGGCCCAGAGGCUGUACAGAUCCAGAAAGAAGUGGAAGCCUUGACCCCAGAACUGAGACAAUACAUCCAGAAGGACAACUGGCGCCUGGAGCAGGAGGCAGAGGAGUGGGAGGAGGAGCAGUCUUGCAAGAUUCCGCAGAUGGAACCUUCACCUGCUUCUGAAUCACAGGACCUCUCCUCUGAGUCAAGACCAGAUCAGUUGUCGGUCUGUGAGCAGAGUGUGCACUCCCUGUCCUCGGAGCACGCCAGGAUUGCCCAGGAGCAGACUGCCAAGGCCAUCGCCAACACUGCUGAUGCCUAUGAGAAGAACGGCGUCGAGGCAGCUCUGUGCGAGCCCAAGGAGGUAGAGCCGCUGAAGGCCCAGCCGGGAGAAACAGCCCUCACAGUUCAGGCAGAGCAGCCCCAGGAUUCUCAGGAAGCAGAGGCUGCUGCCCAAACUAGCUCACAGGUCUCUGAAGUGGAAAUCCCCAGUGUGGGGAAGAUUCCCGUUAGAUCUGAUGCAGACGGAUAUAAUGAGGAGGCGUUCCACGAGGAGUACUCCCGGCUGUACCUGCUUUCCAAAGAGACCCCGACCCCCCAGAACGACGCCCGGUUGCAGCACGUGCUCAUCUACUUCUUGCAGAACAACGCUCCACAGCAGGUGGUGGAACGGACCCUCCUUGAGCAGUUUGCAGACAAAAACCUCAGCUAUGACGAGCGGUCCAUCAGCAUCAUGAAGGUGGCACGAGCAAAGCUGAGAGAAAUUGGUCCUGACGACGUUGACAUGGAGGAGUACAAGAGAUGGCACGAGGACUACAGCCUUUUCCGUAAGGUGUCCAUUUACCUGCUGACGGGGUUGGAGCUCUACCAGAAUAGAAAGUACCAGGAGUCGCUCACCUACCUGGUCCACGCCUACCAAAGUAAUGAGAAGCUGCUGCUGAAGGGAACCAACCGAGGCGUGAACGAGUCACUGAUCGCCCUGUACAGAAGGAAGUGUCUCCUGAAGCUGAAUGAGGUGGCAGCCUCUCUGUUCGUCAGCUCUGAAGAAGCUCGUGUGUCAGAGGGCGUGAGCAUCCUGAAUGAGCAGAUCAUCCCUUGCAUGCACCUCAUGAACAACUUUGAUAUCUCCAGAGAGGACCUGGAUGCCAUCGAGGUCAUGAGGAACCACUGGUGCUCAUAUUUGGGACGAGAAGACAUGGACGCAAAGCUGCAGCUGAAGCUGGGCGAGCUGCUGCCCCGGCUCCUCGAUGGCUCCACCGAGGUCAUUGUGCUGAAAGAGCCCCCGAAGAUCUGGCCCAACUCCCCCUACGACCUCUGCAGCCGCUUUGCGGCCGUGAUGGAGUCCAUUCAUGGGGCCUCGACCGUGACCGUGAAAUAGCCCACAGACCACUCGCUGUGCCACAGUGUCACACUGCUCACCUGCCCGGGGCCUCCAUCGGGUAGUGCUGGAGCGGGAGAGGGGGCAGUUUGGCUUCCGAGCUGUGUUCUUUGUAAAUAUAAGUGAAUAAAAAGCAGUAUUGCACUUCUGAGGCAGAAAGUGAGGCAGUAAUGAGAAGGACCUGGACGACUGUUGUAGCAUUGAGGCACAGGCCCCAGCAGCACCACAGGGCCCAGCCCAGCUUCAGGGGUUCUUCUGUCCUGACAGCUUUCUAGAUGUGACCCCUGGGCCUGUGAUGGCACAAGAGCCCGGCUCCUCUGUGCACAGUGCUGCACGUUGUCACUGGACUGUCAGAUACUUUUACAGCUCCCUGAAUGGUCACUGCCACAGGUUGCACGUUGUGAUCCAGCCGGGCUCCUGCUCGCAGGAGCCUGGGCUGAGUGAGGAGGAGGCAGCGAGGAGCGGCAGCUCACUCUGUCGUGUGGGCAGUCGUGCAUGCAGCUGCAUGUUGUGGUCAAGCCAAGCAGGCUUUUGCCUUUUGUAUUCCAGCUGGCACCAGAAAUCACGCAGGAGCCUUUCUCGGAGAGGCACAGGCAAAUCCUGGUGGUGAAGAGCCAGGACGGGGCUGUGAGUUUGUGCUGGGCGGGAGCUGACUGACUCGGGGCAAUCACACCACCCCAAAGGAUAUUCCUCUCACAGCUGGAAGGCAAACUUUCUUCUCCCCUUGGGUGGAGUGUCAGGGCUGGAUGAGUGUCGCUGACAACUGUGAGGGCUCAGAUCAGCCCAUUGUGUUGGUGGUGGGUUUUUUUGUUGACUUUGUUAACGAAGUGCCCUGUUGGCAUUUCCUUUUGCGGGGGCCCUGUGCUUGUGUUUAAGCUGUUUGAGCUGCAGCAGCUGUUGUAAGCCAAAAGUUCUGAGUCAGUGGAGGGAGAUCCUGUUUGUUGGGACUAUGCAGAGUUUUCUAACAGUGCAAUAAAAGCAUUUGUUCUAUGUUAGAAUGAAAAA